Messenger RNA from Danio rerio (zebrafish), 1113 nucleotides. NCBI's taxonomy places the organism in Eukaryota, Metazoa, Chordata, Actinopteri, Cypriniformes, Danionidae. The record is from RefSeq and is a predicted model, not a curated record.
AUGAAGAUCUGUGUGUUCCGGCUGCAGACUCAUCAGUGGUGCUUCCUCUUGUGUAAUGUCAUCUUGUUUCACGCUCUGCUCUUUGGAGGUGACAUAGUGGAAGAGUUUCUCCUGCAGUCGUCUCCUGCUGCGUACACUGACCGAUUCGUCCUUGAGGUCCGAGAACGGGCACGCAAGCUAGACCUGACUGAUCCUAGGGUCAACACCUCACAGCUCUAUCCCAUAAACACAGAGCCCUGCCUUCCUCAUCUGGACCUCCUCAUCCUCACAGUUGUCCUAAGUUCACCUGGAAAUUCAAGUCAAAGGGAGGCAGUGAGAAACUCAUGGGCCAAUCAGACAGUAGUGCAUAAUGUUGCCGUACGGACAGUUUUUUUCCUCGGCGCAUCCCCUUUGGGGGCGGAGCUUGGAGUAAUAAAAGAGGAGUCUGAACGAUAUGGUGACAUUGUGCAGUUUGAAGGAGGCAUUUCAAGAGGAGACUGGCAGGGAGGACAUUGGGACCAAGUUAAAAUGGCACUAAAAUGGAUCCUACAUUUUUGCCCGCAAGCCCGAUUUAUCAUUCUUUCUGAGGAUUCGGUGUAUUUAAACCUUCCCGCGCUUACGUCAUACUUACUAGGAUUGAGAACGCACCCAGAUGACCUUUAUCUUGGUAGGGUCAUCCAUCGGGCCGCACCUGAGAGAGACCCCGAUAAACCACAUUACCUACCCUAUCAGGUGUAUCCCGAUAAAUACCUCCCUGACUACUGCUCCGGCCCAGCGUUCCUUCUAUCUCAAGACGUGGUGAGAAAAAUUUACGUCGCAGCUGAGGAUGCGUCAUUACCCCUGCCCUCUGACAUUCUGAUUGGCCUGUGCGCAAGACGGGCAGGUGUGGUGGCCACUCACAGCGCUCGCUUUUCUGGCAACCGACACAUUCGCUAUAACCCCUGCUGUUACAACUUCCUGUUCAGCUCUGCCGGGAUGGGAGUGAGGCAAAUGGGCAUAGCCUGGCGGGAUUUAGGGGUGGGGAAGGGGAGGAGCUGUGGCAUGCUCAAGACCUAUUAUAGUUUGGUAGUGUGCAAAGCAAUGACCUACCUGGAUAAACUCUCCUUUCUGAAUAAUGAAUACAGCCAGGGAUGA